Molecule: messenger RNA, 797 nt
Organism: Lycium barbarum (goji berry)
Lineage: Eukaryota; Viridiplantae; Streptophyta; Magnoliopsida; Solanales; Solanaceae
Product: egg cell-secreted protein 1.2-like
Exons: 1
Coding region: 208-741 (177 amino acids)
Biological process (GO): double fertilization forming a zygote and endosperm
Source: RefSeq, a predicted model, not a curated record
UUCCUUUCCAAACUAAAGUAUAUCGAUGAUUAAUAAUACAAUCCAUCAAAAAAAAAAAAAAACUUUGAUAAUUAGGUUUCAAACUUUUCAUAUUCCAUGCACAUAUUAUUAACUGAAAUCAUAAAUUAAUAAAGUAAUUAUCAUUAAGAGUUACGAAAUUCUUAAUUAUUCAGCCUCUUCAACUCUACACCCGUUACAUUUGUCUCUAUGGCUACUCUAUACACACCUAUAAAUCACCAUGUCCGAAAUUUCACUUCAUCAUUCUCUCUUCUCCCUAUUAUACCACGUAUUUUAUAUUUUCACACUUCCCAUUUCAAAGAUUUCAUUUUCAGAAAAAUUAAAAAAUCCAUGGCUUCCUUCAAACUUCUACUAAUACUACUAGUCUCAUGGCUUCUAACAACAACUAUUAUGGCAACAAAUUUGUCCAAAAUUAAACCAGGAGAAGAUAUUGCUGCUAGACUUCAAGUACUCGAAGGCGAAAACGGAGGAGGAGAAGCUAGCAUGCCAGUGUGCUGGAACGCGUUAUUCGAGUUAAAAUCGUGCACAAACGAGAUCAUACUAUUUUUCUUCAAUGGUGAAUCUUAUUUAGGAAAAGAUUGUUGCAAGGCUAUAAGGAUUAUUACUUAUAAUUGUUGGCCUUCUAUGCUUAGUUCUGUUGGAUUUACUGCUGAGGAAGUUGAUAUUCUUCGUGGUUAUUGUGGCACGCCUUCACCUGAAUCUGCUGUGGAGUUUCACGUUUAAGAUGACUUUGCGUGCAUGCAGAAAAUUAAGGGUUAUGUAUUUGGGUUUUAUGGGAA